AAUUGAUCUAUUUCUUCACCAUUAAUCCUAACCCUUCUGCGUUACAAUUUUCAUCUGACAAUGGUUUUUCCAGAGGCUGAGCUCCCUGUAAUAGAUAUUUCUGUUCUUCAAUCAGAGUUAAAAGAAGGUGAUCCUGAUCUUCAGAGGCUGUGCAAUCAAGUAAAAGAAGCUGCCCAACAGUGGGGAGCUUUUCGUGUGGUGAAUCAUGGAGUCGAACAGGAGCUUCUAAACACUGUGGAUUCAGUUUCUCGAGGUCUUUUCAGUCUUCCACCCCAAGUAAAAGAAAGAGCCGUUUGUCUUCCAUUUGAUGGGUAUUUGAAGGGCGUUGGUCUUUCAUCUGGCGAGGCCAUAUGUUUCCCAGCAGUACUGGCUUCUGAUUCGAUUCAGCAAUAUGCACAAAAGCUAUGGCCCCAAGGAAAUCCUGAAUUUUGUGAUAGCCUAAGAACAUACAGUUCCAAGUUAGCUGAUCUAACAAAUUCCCUAAUAAAACUUAUCCUUGAAGAUUUGGGUGUGAUGACAAUUCUAUAUAAUGACCAAGUGGCUGGUCUUGAAAUGCGCUCUAAACAAGGUGAAUGGUUCACUGUAAAACCUCUUGCUGGAUCAUUCACUGUCAUCAUAGCCAGCGCUCUAAAGAUAUGGAGCAAUGAUAGAUGUUGGAGUGUGGAGCAUCGUGUAGCAUAUGAGGGGAAGGAGCCUCAUCUUUCUAUCGGUUUCUUCUGGAAUUUUUUGAAGGAAAAAGAGGUGCGUGUACCAGAGGAGCUCAUAGAUGAACACUAUCCACAUCGUUAUAAACCCUUUCUUUUCAAAGACUAUAGAAAUGCUCGAGUCCAAGAAGCUCCUCUUGACAUUUUUAUUUAGAAUUUAGUGAUUUUAAAAAAAAAAUUAAAAAUUAAAAAAAAAAAAAAGAAAAAAAAAAAGAAGAUAAAUAUCAUUUUUAAGUAUGAAUGGAAUGUAAAUUUGUUGUUGAUUUCUUGUUGAGCUAUAUAAUAUUUAGUAAUAGGUGUCACGUAGUGGUAUAGUAUUUAUUUUUGAAAUAUUAUAAUGUUAAAAUUCGUAUUUAUCUUACAAUGUUGUAUAUUUAGAAAGAGAAUGAUAUCAAUGAAUAAACUACUAGCUAUCAAUGAGAAAGUGCUUGCUUAGUGUAGUGCCCA
This is a messenger RNA of Cryptomeria japonica (Japanese cedar), 1151 nucleotides long. Its product is annotated as 2-oxoglutarate-dependent dioxygenase AOP3-like. The record is from RefSeq and is a predicted model, not a curated record. Lineage: Eukaryota; Viridiplantae; Streptophyta; Pinopsida; Cupressales; Cupressaceae. The coding region runs from base 61 to 858 and encodes 265 amino acids. The transcript has 4 exons. Gene Ontology annotation, molecular function: dioxygenase activity.